This is a messenger RNA of Bactrocera oleae (olive fruit fly), 1325 nucleotides long. Its product is annotated as mitochondrial inner membrane protease ATP23 homolog. Gene Ontology annotation, biological process: mitochondrial proton-transporting ATP synthase complex assembly; mitochondrial protein processing. The record is from RefSeq and is a predicted model, not a curated record. Gene Ontology annotation, molecular function: metalloendopeptidase activity. NCBI's taxonomy places the organism in Eukaryota, Metazoa, Arthropoda, Insecta, Diptera, Tephritidae.
GACCUCAAGAGAAUUCAUUUGGUAUAGCAUAGUGGGUAUUAUUCCUGUUCCAUUACUAUAUUGUUUCUUGUACUAAAAUUAGAGACUUAAAUUUUGUUUAUUAAUCUGACAUGGCAUCCGUAUAUAUCAGCUGUUGGUCGCACAGUGUUCAUUUUGCAUUGUUAUUUAACUUUUAAUACAGACUUCAAGUUCCUUGCCGGUUUACUUAGCUAUGAGGCUAUUUGCAAAAGUUGAAGCCAAAGAAGAUAAGGAACCUUUGGUUGAUGUUUCUAAAGAAUCAGUGUCUAAUGCUGAGCAAAUCAAUGACAAUGGCGACCCAAAUAACCCCAAAACAAAAGAAUGGGGUUAUGAUUUGUAUCCAGAAAGAAGGGGUGAAACAUUUAAGCCAAAGUGGUCGAAAAUUCUUUUGGGUAUGGAAGGUCGUGAAAAUAUUGACAAGGUAAAGUGUGAACGCAACGUAUACUGGUGUGUAAAAAACAGCCCUUUGGUCAAACUAAUGAUGGGAGCGCUCCGAAGUUCCGGCUGUCCGAUCGAUCUUCGUCGCCAUAUAUCUUGUGAAGUAUGUGAUACCACUGUAACUGGUGGUUAUGAUCCUGUAAUGAAUCAAAUAGUUGUGUGCCAAAAUAUGGCUCGCAAUGAAGGCAUGGUUCAAGGUGUACUUACACAUGAAAUGAUACAUAUGUUCGAUUAUUGCAAUAAUGAGUUGGACUUUCGAAAUAUCGACCAUUUAGCAUGCACUGAAAUUAGGGCCGCUAAUUUGGCGCAUUGUUCCUUCCUCAGCGCUAUGAUGCAAGGUGAUGCCUCCAUAUUUGACAUAAAAAAGUCUCACCAGAAUUGUGUAAAAACAAAAGCGCUGCAAUCUGUUUUAGCGGUGCGAAAUGUAACAAAACUUGAAGCUAUUGAGGCGGUUGAACGUGUGUUUCCAAAAUGCUACGCAGACUUGGAACCAAUCGGUCGGCGUAUACGACGGAAUUCACCCGAUCAACAUAGAGCCUACAUGGAAGGUCCAAUGUAUGGCUAUGAUAUUUAGCAGGCUCCGGCGAUGAACCUGACUCAGAGGAAGUAGAGACGGUCGACAUAACGACGGAAGCUGAUGCUGAAACUUUAACUUGAACUAGCAUGUACAUACAUAUAUAUAUAUAUAUAUAUAUAAUAUAAGAAAAUUGCGGUUUUAAUUUUUUAUCACAUUACAAACGUUCUUGUUAAACAUUAUUGUAUUAAUUAAUAAUUAAAUAUUUCAAUGUACUUGUUUAAAACUCUUGAAAUAAAAGGAUGUGACUGAUAACUUCAGUACUCAUAGAAAUUAUAUCUUGCCCACAAAGUUA